AGAUGAAGCUGCAGGCCGUCAUGGAGAACCUGCACCGGCAGCAGAGGGCCAAGCUGCUGAUGGAGCAGCAGCUGCAGCAGCAGGCCGCCAGCCAGCACACGCAGGUCCGCACCAUCGUGGGAGGAGGAGGGGACGAGCCCAUGGGGAGCCCCGCCCCCGCGGCGGAGCAGGCCCAGAUAGCGGCGCUGGCCGCCAUGCGUGCGGCGGCGGCGGGGCUGCAGAGGGUCUCAGACAGCCCCAUGUCAGAGCGCAGCAGCAGGGGCGACGACGAAGGUGAUGAUGAUGAUGACAAUGAGGACGGGGACGACCAUUACAAGGACAUGAUGGGGUCGGACGAGGAGGAGCAGAUCAAACGGAAAUGGGACGAGGAAGACUUUGAAGGCGAGAUGGAGGAAGACUUUGAUGACGAGCUGGCGGAGGAGGGUCUGCCCACGGGGCACGACGCCGUGGCUCCGGGGAAAGGCAUCCUGCUGCUGCCGCACCGCCAGCUCCACCCGCACUCCACGCUGCUGAAGGCCCGGCCCAGCGUGGACCAGGAGCCCCGCGUGGCCAUCCUGCCCCCCCACGCCACGCACAGCCACCUGGGGGGGCAGGACCACGGGGAGUGGACCUACGAGGAGCAGUUCAGACAGCUGUACGAGCUGGACAGAGACCCAAAAAGAAAAGAAUUUCUGGACGACCUCUUCAGCUUCAUGCAAAAAAGAGGAACCCCAGUGAACCGUAUCCCCAUCAUGGCCAAGCAGGUCCUGGACCUGUACAUGCUCUACAGGCUGGUGACGGAGAAGGGCGGCCUGGUGGAGGUCAUCAACAAGAAGCUGUGGAGGGAAAUCACCAAGGGACUCAACCUGCCUACCUCAAUCACCAGCGCAGCCUUCACCCUCCGCACACAAUACAUGAAGUACCUGUACCCAUACGAAUGUGAUAAGAGGGGUCUGAGCAACCCCAACGAGCUCCAGGCGGCCAUCGACAGUAACCGGCGGGAGGGCCGGCGCCAGAGCUUCGGCAGCUCCCUCUUCACCUACUCGCCCAACGGGACGCCCACCAUGCUCUCCUCCCCCAAGCUGCCCUCCGCCGGCGUGGGCCUGGUGGGCACCAACGGAGCCUCGCUGACCCCCAUCCAGAAGAUCAAGAAAGAAGAGGAGGGAGGCCAGCCUCUGGCGGGGCUGGGCGUGGCCCGUCUGCCAGCGGGCGCUCUGGCCGGUCACUCGGUGGCGGCCGUGCAGGCGGCGGCGGCUCAGACCGCCAUGGCGGCUCAGAUGGUGGCUCUGGAGCAGCUGAGGGACAAACUGGAGGCCGGCGAGCCGCCAGAGAAGAAGAUGGCGCUGCCGGCAGAGGAACACCACAGACUGCUGCAGAGAGCGCUGCAACACAACCUGCUGGCCAUGACCGCCCAGAUCCCCAUGAACAUACGCAUCAGUAACCAAGACAGCAGGCAGGACUCGGCCCUGAACCUCACCACCAACGGCACAAGCAGCAUCAGCAUGUCGGUGGAGCUGAACGGAGUGGUGUACGCGGGCGUUCUCUUUGCUCAGGCAGCAGCAUCGUCCGUCUCCAACAAGUCGGUCAGCAGCCACGUGGCUCCACAGCAGCAGCUCAACACACCUACCUCAACCUCCACCUCCAGCAACCCGUUGUCUUAACAAUCCCCCAGCCUUUCCCCUUUUGUUUUUUUAAAUUACCACGCUAAGUAAAGCCAAAAAUCAACCUCAUUUUCUACAUAAUCUAUGCCAAAAAGAGAAGAACGAUAAACUGUACAGAAAGACACAAACUGAAUCUCAGAUCACUUGAAGUACACUAUCUCAGGUUUCCUCUCACCAACUCACCUCUUUUGUUCUUCAUAGCCAAAAUGAUUUCGGAAAAAAAACAAAACAUCUCAUCCGAGAGCCAGUAUAUGCUAAAAAAAAAUAUGUAUGCACAACCUGUGAAUUAUUUAUUUCUGCAUAAAUGUACAGAUUAUCGGAGAACAAAAGAGAAGGUAAUAACCAGGAAGGGUAAUGCACUGUUUACACACACACACACACACACACACAUACACAGCUACUGAUUGACAGCAAUGUUUUAUCCUCUAGGGGAGAGAUUUUUUUUUUUUACCUUUUCAUUGUUUUAUUGUUAUUCUCUUUACUGUGUUUUAUCAUUUAAAUCUUUAACAAUCCUCUCACUGCAGGAGAAAAAAAUAUAUAUUUAGAAUUCUAUAAAAAAAAAAGUAUGAAUAUCCUCUAUUUUUAAUCAGAAAAGCUUUAAAGGUAUAUGUUGUUCUGUCAGGGCAUAGUACAAUGUACCGUUGUGACCUCAUUUUGUGUAAAACCUUAUACACAUGGCAGCCAUUUUGGAUUUCUGUUUGGAAGAGUAGGGCGCAGGUGUGUACAGAGAUACAAACCAUAUCAAGGCUUCAGAUCCUCCAAGAGUAAAACUAAAGAAUCUGCAAGUUUUGGUUCGCUUUCUCAGAAGUUAGAGCCGUUAUUGAUACGCUGCCAGUGGCUCAGAAGUAGCCAGUUAGCUGGAAUGCUACAUUCAAGCAGUUCUUAUGGGUUUUUUUUUCCCAGCUGGCUGACUUUUAUCUUAAAUCCUCACCUGCUUGUUGACAUGAGGCCAGUUAGAUGUGUACCUGUGCCAAUUUUGCAGGUAGUUUGUCAAGCUAAGUGUUCAAAAUGGCUGUUUUGUAAAAAAAUAAGGUCAGUUGUACAGGUCGGAAAUGAACUAAAGCCUUAUCAAGGGUUGUUUUCCCCUCACUGCACCUCAACACGCUGGACUCUCUGAGCCUCGGGGCGUCCACAGACUGUUGCUGUUUGGGGUCAAGAUUGUAUGUGAAUAGUACACGUCUUUGAUUGUUCUCAGGUGUCUGUCUGCUCAAAGGAAAGACCAGUUUUCAUCUUUUUCUUUUUUCUAACUUGGCCUUCUAGUGGAGUGAUUGUCUUAAAGUCAGAUGCAUGCUUGUAUUUGUAGAAAAAGCCCUUCAGCGAUCAGGAGUGAGGCAGGGAAACUCUGAUUUCUUUCUUAAAGUCACAGGAGUCGUCUUUCCACUAAAUCCUUUUCUCAUUGUGGAGACGCUCACAUGGACAAUCAGGUGUCAGGAGACGCUGUCUGAGCUGCAGAAGACAGCUCAUAUCUGACCUUUUUAUUUUGUAUCAUAGAUUACAGAUGCUUUUAUUUUUUGUUUCAGCUUUGUGUUUUGCAUGACUUAGUGCUUCUUCUGAUCCAAGUGCUUCUUAUCCUGCUGUGACGAGGACCGGGUCUCCUUGUGACUGGCUGUCAAGGAUAUAACACAGAAUGUCUUGUGAUCCUCUGACUGUUUUUAGAUGUUGCUUCAUUGGGGCUUUUGACAAUGUGAUCUGGGAGGUAACCAUAGCUGCGGCUUGUGUCUUAGUGUCUCAGUUAGUGGACAUAGCUAGUCAUUCAUGCCUAGCUGUGUUUCUGCAUUUUGAAGUAGAUCAAUCAUUCAGCUUUUUGAACUUUAACCUGUGUUACCUCUCUGGACUGUUAGAGAUUGUUACUCUACCCCCCUAUGCAAAGCAGCCUCAUUCCUACUGACGCUAGGAAGUAAAUCAGGCUUUGUAUGUGGGUUCUGUUCUGAGGCCUUAAAACAGCAUGAGAUGACCGGAGAGCCAGCAGUACCUCCGUCUAAUCACUUUUUACUGUUCCAGUCAAAUAUCACCAGAUGGCUGUCGCCGCUUUGAUUCUGGACUCUCCUCUCAGUGGGAAACCACCUCCAGCUGCUACACAAACACUGGUCACUUCUGAAAAGUAAUCUUUACACUCGGACAGCCAACAACUCUCGUUCAAAGACACAAAGACUCAAUCAUUAAGUGCUCUUCUUAAAGUUUGGUGAAAUAGUGAGCUGUUUUAUUACUUCCUUAAAAAGAAAAGUGAAGCUUUAGUGGAAACAUACACAGAGAAUGUUAGUUCACUUUCAUCAGCUGAAGGCACGCUGUGAAAGGGUCAAACUUCUAAGACCCAAAAAAACAAACAGCUCACCAUUGUAGCAACCUGUCAAUCAUACGGUAGCCCCGCCCUAAAGCAUGUCGUCUAUUUUACUAUAAAUUAGACUGCAAUUUAAUCCAUUGAUGCCUGACAAGCGGAUACGUCGUUUUGUAGUAUUUGUAUAAGCUCUCAAAUACUUUUUGAAUUUCAUUUCUAUCUGCUACAGAGGCUGAAAAAUCUAUUAUUUAGUAGAAGAGUUGACACUUCUGUUGAAUUUACAGAAAAACUUCAGGUUUUAGGGGCUGAUUUUAAAAUCGCCCAGAGGUUUUACAGGCGUUUUAGGCCUCAAUGGGUUAAAAGAAACACCCUGAUUUAUUGAAGAAGACUUGAAACUAGCUACUGAGACCAUACAAUUAUUUGGAAAAUGUCCACUGACUUAAUAAAUCAAGUGAGAAGUCUCAUAGACUUCUAUACAAUAACUUCUUUUUGCAACUAUUGUAGUCGCCCCCUGCUGGUCAUUAAAAAGAAUGCCGGUUUUUAAAAAAGACAUUGACUUUAAGACAAGGUAACCAGAAAUGCAAAAAAGCAUACUCAUUUAGGAGUUUUAGGUCUUUCCUGCAGCUCUCUGUGGUUUUCUGUAUGCUCGGCUCAUUUGUAACUACGACAAAAAGAUCCGGGGUGGAAAUAAGAAAUCAUUCUUUUCUAUUCCUCUGUGUAAGCAGCUGUAAAUGUAGUUUUGUGACAGGUGAAAGCCCAGCAUGUCUCUCUGUCUGCAUGAGGAGCAGAUGUCACAGUUGCUGGUAUAAUGGCUGACAAUCACACAGAGACAUGCUGGGGCUGAGACGUUUGGAGGGGGAGGGCUGCUGGAGGAAGCUGCAUUCAAUCAAUACUGAUCUUAAGGAUCAACAUUGCUUUUUUAGAUUUGACUCUGUGACCUUUUGGGCCCUGAGGCAACAUCCAAGCACCUGCCUCCUCCUGAGGAUCCAUGUUUACCAUAUCUAUAUAUCUAUCUAUCGACUGGCUCUGGGAGAUAUUUGCAUUUGAACAGUGGAGGUUCUGCAGCUCUCUGUCCUCCAGGUUGUGUCUCCGUCUUCAGGAAAGGUUUCUAAUUGCGUGGUAGAGACAAUCAGGUGAUGUUGUGACAACACUGUAUACCUCCAAACACUCUGACAUCCCUUCAACCACAACCAAGCUCCGUUCUACCUCAAGGAUAAUAAUAAAGCUUUGGCAGAUUUCUUUGCUUCAGCCACAACAGACUGUUGAAGGUUGUGUUCAUGCAGGGAAACCUCUUCAAAAUGUUGGUGAUGCUGGUUCAUAAAGACUUUGAAGAGAUCGUAAUGACCACAGACAAUCAGAUAUCAGAGAUGUCAGAAGAGCUGAGGGUUCAGUGAGCUUCUGUGCUAGGAGCGCCCCUCAGUGGCAGGUUCUUGCUAUGACACACAAUCAGUUCAGGUUUCCUUAAUGGGGAAAAAGUUUAACUCAGACUGCAAAAGACUCGGACCAUUUACUGCAAACAUACAUAUUUUCAGUGUUCAUAUAUUUGUUUCCUUCCAGUGUUUCUAGAGUUGUUGGUUUUUUUUGCUUGUUGAGCCUCUUUAGUUCAGAACGGGACAUGAAAAGGCUCCUGUUGAAACCAGACUCAAACUCUGUUACAUGCAUUAACUUCAUGCAAAAUCCUCUCUUGCUUGUAAGCCUGUCGUGAUAACGAGUUAUGUUGGAUGAGAUAGUUUCCCCAUGAUUGAUGAUGACAUGCAGAGAUAAAUUCCAACCAGUAGACUCCAGUGUUGCCAACUUUCUGGCUGGAUUUACC
This is a messenger RNA of Centropristis striata (black sea bass), 5728 nucleotides long. It is a transcript of the gene arid3a, whose product is annotated as AT-rich interactive domain 3A. Gene Ontology annotation, biological process: regulation of transcription by RNA polymerase II. Gene Ontology annotation, molecular function: DNA binding. The transcript is spliced from 8 exons. NCBI's taxonomy places the organism in Eukaryota, Metazoa, Chordata, Actinopteri, Perciformes, Serranidae. Bases 3 to 1640 code for a protein of 545 amino acids. The record is from RefSeq and is a predicted model, not a curated record. Gene Ontology annotation, cellular component: nucleus.